AUGGCAGGACGACUAUUGCAGACCAAUCUGAAUCACUGUGCCAGAGCACAGGACUUAUUUGUCCAGACUCUGGCGGAGUGGAACAUCGGUUUGGCGGUGGCAGCCGAACCUUAUUAUGUUCACCCCAACAGAUCUGGAUGGCUGGGUGAUGAGGAUGGGCAGGUGGCGAUUGUAGGGCAGUCUCUUCCUGGCGGUCCACCCUUGGCUCUUAAAGAAAAGGGUGAGGGAUACGUUGCAGCUGAAUGGGGGGAAAUAAUAAUCAUUGGGGUGUAUUUCUCACCAAAUCGGGAUACGGAUGAAUUUGAGAGAUUUCUUGAGAGCAUAAAUAGAGUUCUCAACAGAUUCAACCCCAAGCCGAUACUUGUGAUGGACGAUCUGAACGCCAAAGCAGUUGAGUGGGGCUCAGCAACAAGCAAUGCCAAGGGGGAGAUCCUAACGCAAUGGCGGAAAGAGAUCUCCAUAUAUGUAACCGAGGAACGGUAUACACAUGCGUGCGGCAUAAUGGGGGUUCAAUAG
Messenger RNA from Nylanderia fulva, 516 nucleotides. RefSeq lists its product as uncharacterized. The record is from RefSeq and is a predicted model, not a curated record. NCBI's taxonomy places the organism in Eukaryota, Metazoa, Arthropoda, Insecta, Hymenoptera, Formicidae. Gene Ontology annotation, molecular function: catalytic activity.